This is a messenger RNA of Mus musculus (house mouse), 5532 nucleotides long. It is a transcript of the gene Eif2s3y, whose product is annotated as eukaryotic translation initiation factor 2, subunit 3, structural gene Y-linked. Lineage: Eukaryota; Metazoa; Chordata; Mammalia; Rodentia; Muridae. Bases 50 to 1441 code for a protein of 463 amino acids. The record is from RefSeq and is a predicted model, not a curated record. The transcript has 12 exons. Gene Ontology annotation, molecular function: GTPase activity; tRNA binding; GTP binding.
UGUGACGCGACAGCGGAGGCCACAGCCACUUCCUUCUUUCGUGAGCAAGAUGGCGGGCGGAGAAGCCGGUGUCACUCUCGGGCAGCCGCAUCUUUCUCGUCAGGAUCUUGCCACUUUGGAUGUUACCAAGUUGACUCCGCUUUCACGUGAAAUUAUCAGCAGACAAGCCACAAUUAAUAUAGGCACAAUUGGUCAUGUUGCUCAUGGAAAAUCUACAGUUGUAAAAGCCAUUUCUGGUGUUCACACUGUCCGAUUCAAAAAUGAACUAGAAAGGAAUAUUACCAUAAAACUUGGAUAUGCUAAUGCCAAAAUUUAUAAGCUUGAUGACUCAAGUUGUCCUCGACCAGAAUGUUACAGAUCUUGUGGAAGUAGUACACCUGAUGAGUUUCCUUCAGAUAUUCCAGGGACCAAAGGAAACUUCAGACUAGUCAGACAUGUUUCCUUUGUUGAUUGUCCUGGUCAUGAUAUUUUGAUGGCAACUAUGCUGAAUGGGGCAGCAGUGAUGGAUGCAGCUCUUCUGUUGAUAGCUGGUAAUGAAUCUUGUCCUCAACCUCAGACUUCUGAACACCUGGCUGCCAUUGAAAUUAUGAAGCUAAAACAUAUUUUGAUUCUGCAAAAUAAAAUUGAUUUGGUGAAAGAAAGCCAGGCUAAAGAACAGUAUGAACAGAUACUUGCAUUUGUACAGGGUACAGUAGCCGAAGGAGCUCCUAUUAUUCCAAUUUCUGCUCAGUUAAAAUACAAUAUUGAAGUUGUAUGUGAGUAUAUAGUAAAGAAAAUUCCAGUACCUCUAAGAGACUUUACUUCAGAACCCCGACUUAUUGUUAUUCGGUCUUUUGAUGUUAACAAACCUGGCUGUGAAGUUGAUGACCUUAAAGGGGGUGUAGCUGGUGGUAGUAUUUUAAAAGGCGUAUUAAAGGUGGGACAAGAGAUAGAAGUGAGACCUGGUAUUGUUUCUAAAGACGGAGAAGGGAAGCUUAUGUGUAAACCAAUCUUUUCCAAGAUUGUAUCCCUUUUUGCAGAACACAAUGAUCUUCAGUAUGCUGCUCCAGGUGGUCUUAUUGGAGUUGGAACAAAAAUUGACCCAACGUUAUGCCGAGCAGAUAGAAUGGUUGGGCAGGUCCUUGGUGCUGUUGGAGCAUUACCUGAGAUAUUCACAGAGUUAGAAAUUUCCUACUUCCUACUGAGACGGCUCCUAGGUGUACGUACAGAAGGAGACAAGAAAGCAGCAAAAGUUCAAAAGCUAUCCAAGAAUGAAGUACUCAUGGUGAACAUAGGGUCCUUGUCUACAGGAGGCAGAGUUAGUGCAGUCAAGGCAGAUUUGGGUAAAAUUGUUCUAACCAAUCCAGUAUGCACAGAAGUAGGAGAAAAAAUUGCUCUAAGCCGACGAGUUGAGAAACACUGGCGGACUGUGACCAGCGACUUCAAGCCCCUGCUGCAGUGACGUCCCCAGGAGAUGUACUAACCUUAAACUGUGAGUCACAAUAAACCCAUUCUUCCCUGCACUGCCAUUAUCAGGGCAUUUUGUUACAGCAACAAGAAAAGUAACCAAGACAGAUUCUGAAAGAAACCUAAGCAUCCCAAAUCCGAAGCGGACUGACACCGUGACAGAAAGCCACCUCUGAGACAAGUGAACAUGUAAGGCAAACAGGGGCAUACUAUGCAACACUCUUAUUAAAAGGCAGGACACAAACCACAUCCUAAUAGCACUUUACUUGCCUCUAUAUGCAUGCACCGCCCCCUCAGCUUUUAUUGAUCCUAGGCAGGGUGACUGAGAGACAGGUAUAGCAUGAAGACUCAUUGUGCCAAGUCUGAGCUAUGUACUACUCAAUUUAAGCAGUGACUUUUGACCAGCAAGACAGCAGUGUAGGUUGAGAUGGACGAUGUCCUUAGUGGUAGUCUGAAGAAAGUAUCUGCAGGUGAUGUCCCAACUAUAAGGGACUUUCCUCGAGCUAUUUAUCUGCUCCAAACUUGUCACUGUAUAGAUGUUCCCAGGGCACCAAAUUUAAACAACUUGUAUGAAGUACACAGCAAAAGAGACAGAAUUAGAUAUCAGAUACUCCAGUAUCUACUCAGUGACUCUUAUUUUAUUUGCUCAUUUGGGAAAAAGGAACCAGGUAAGUGUGGAUGCAUUAUGAGAUAUCAGCUGUCUUAGGGUUUUACUGCUGUGAACAGACACCAUGACCAAGGCAAGUCUUAUAAAAUCCCCAAAGCAAGGCAGGAAACCAGCUGGGCAAACUCCAAACUCUGCAUCUUCAUGACUGAUGUCAAAGCGGUCUUCAGCUCUCCACUCCUUUCUCAUCUUUGUUGACUGCAACAAACUGCUUUCUCCUGGGCUGGUUCCACUCCCUGUUAGCAGCUUUCCUCAGUGUGUAUCCCAUGGCUCUGGCAUCUUUAACAUCUUUGAGUCUACAAGGCAAUUUCAAUGUUUUAGUGUCUGGGAUUCCACUUGAUCUUUUGGGCCCCUCCUAAGAGCUGGCAUCACUUCUCCAGCUCUGCCUUCUGUAGUUAAGCUCAGGUUGAUCCACUCCACUACGGUUUCUGUUCUUGGUGAUGUUCAUGGUACUCUCAUCUUUAAUACACUGGGGUGUUCCACUCCAACUAGGCUUCACCAAUAUCCUCUCAUAGCCUCUCUUCAUGGUGGCAAGCCUCAAAUCCUUUGCAUGACCCCUUCAGUCCUGGGCCAUCAACUUCAACUGAGGCUGCACCUUCACCAAUGGCCUUCCAAGGCUUCUCACAGUGCCAAACUCUUCAUAACCCCUUCAUGCUUUCAAAACCAGUACCACCUUAGUGACUCUUACACAUUACCAAGUCCAGCUGCAGCAUGAGGUACAACCUUGGCUAUCUCUGGAUCACAGCUUCUUUGUGCUCCCAGAAAACACUUCCCAGAUUUCAACUCAGUAAUGCUGGUCUCUUCUUAAUCAUUGCUAAUUUCUUAGCUCCAGCUAGCCAGUAUCAGUUGUCCCAGUAGUCUCUUCUAUUCUGGAUUCUAAAGCCAGAUCCACAUGACCAAAGCUGCUCACUUCUGCUGUUUGCUGGGGCUGGAACAUGCCCCCCUUGAUCUAUUACAUUAUCACCAGUUUUGUGUUUUCCAACUCCAUCACUGUCUAAGCUUGGCUGUCCUGGAACUUGCUUCUGUAGAUUGACCUUGAAUGCAGAGAUCGGCAUACCUAUCUCCUGGGAUUAAAGGUGUGUACCACCAUGCCUGGAUCUUAAUUCAGCUGGGUAGGAUCUUGCCCCAAGGUCCCACUCCCUUAAUCUGUUAUUUCCUAGAAUGCAGGAUUUUGCUCCAUUUCACUUCCUAGUACUCCUUUAAUACUGGAACCAUAUAUUUUAUAUUUUUCCUUGCUAUAUUUGCUCAAACUUCUCUUCAUAAGACUUAACCAGAGAACAAAGCCUCUGCUGGGCUUUCUUGAAAUUUCCUUUGACAAUGCAAUUAAUGUGAGUCUGUUUACCUUAGCCUCAGGCAGACUUCAGACAAGUGUAAAAAGUAGCCACAUUCUUCACCAAAAUAUCACAAAAACAGUCUUCAUGCCACAUUCUGAAAUUCUUCUCCUUUGAAAUCUCUUGGGCCAGGUCAACACAGUUCAAAUUGCUCCCAGCAACUAAGUCUUCCAUAUUUCUACUAGGAUGACCCAUUAAGCCCCAUUUAAAGCAUUCCACUGCUUUCCAAAUCCAAAGUCCCAAAAUCCACAUUCUUUUAAAUAAAAGCAUAGUCAGGCCUAUCACAGCAAUACCUCAGUCCCUGGUACCAACUUAUGUAUUAGUCAGGGUUCUCUAGAGUCACAGAACUUACAGAUAGUCUAUUAGUAAAGGAAUUCAUUGAUGACUUAACAGUCUGUAGUCCAGUUCCCAACAAUGGUUCAGCAGCAGCUGUGAAUGGUAGUCCAAGGAUCUAGCAGUUGUUCAGUCCCACAUGGCAAGCAGGCUAAAGAGCAAGACUCCCUUCUUCCAAUGUCCUUAUAUGGUCUCCUGCAGAAGGUGUAGCCCAGAUUAAAAGGGUGUGUCAGUGUGAGUGCCACCACACCUUUAAUCCCAGAUGAUCUUGAACUCUGAGAUCUUCCUGUCUUCAAGAUCCAGAACUUCUAUCUCCCAGCCUCCAGAUUAGGGUCACUGGUGAGCAUUCCAAUUCUGGAUUGUAGUUCAUUUCAAAUAUAGUCAAGUUGACAACCAGGAAUAGCCAGUACAUCAUGUAAGUUUAUUUAAAAGUUUUGAGUACAAAACAAUUCCUUGGAACAUACAGUCUUUGGCUCUGCAUAUCCCAAUAAUUAUACAUAAGAAGCAUGUUACCCACAUUUAACUCACCUGAAUUCACUGAGAACAAAUAAUGCCUCAACUUAAUUUAAACAAAUGCCUUGCACAAGAGGACUUGCCAAAUAUAAAUAUAAGCUGAUAAUUAUUUUACUAAAAAUCCGAGUUGGGAAUGUAAAAACUUACAGUGGGGCCUGGUAGAACAGGACUUUAAUAUCAGUUACUCAGUGCUGGUGACACCCCAUAUUAAACUCAUUAUGCCUGGGACUCCUAAUGACAAGGAAAAAAACCUGCCGGAGGUACUGUGUUUCAGAAUGUGAGACACUGUCCUCUUGUGGACCCAGUAUGAGUACUGAGAGGACCCAAGGCCUGCUUCGUUGGUGCAAGCACCUUGUGAUGUCAUUUUUGCCAGUGUUCUUAGUACUUAUCAUUCUUAUCUAUUUGCUGCUCCUUCUCUUUCCUUCUUCCUUGAUUAAACCAGUAUUUGGUGACCUGUCAAGACCUAGUAGGAGACAGCUUAAUAUCCAGAUAUUAGAUGUUGCCAAUAAUAUUAAAGUGAAGGCUGCCCAUGAAUUCAAGAGAAAUAUAUGUUAUGGUCACUCCACCCUAGGUAGAAAAGAAAGUAGCCUAGCGACACAUGCAGAGAUGACUUAAUCUACAGCUGUUUCCCCAGUCUUAGCUUCAAUUCUGUAUAAUAAAAAUGUGACAUUUUUAUUAUAAAAGUGAGGAUGUAAUAAUAUACCAAUAUUUCCCAGAAAGUCAGCAAUGGGUUCCUUGGGUUCAGGGACGAUGGUGCCAGCCCUCUAGGAAUUCUUACAGAAAAAGUGAGGAUGUAUUUGUAGACAGACAAAUGGGGUCCUGGAUGUUUGAACCAGAUUGGAGAUGCAAAGACUGCAAGGUUAGCAAUAUGAUCUCAUGUUUGCCCUUUUAUGAAACCAUUAAGUCUUACACAUGUCUGAAAGGUAAUGACUUUGUAAUUGCAAUACUGCUGUCCCUGAUCUCACAGGAUACUGGUAGUCAGGAGAUAUUAAAAAGUUGUGCUUGCUGUAAAACUUUUACUCUUGAGACGGUAUAGUUCCCCCCCCCCUUUUUUUUUUCUGUUCUUAAUCUGUACUACUCUGAAUCACAAGAAAAUGUUGGCAAAGGAAAAUAGGAGAAGCAUUUACCCAUCCCCCUAUGAACUUUGUAACCCAGCUUCCUUGUAUGAUUUCAAUAAAAGACUGGGACUGAGUCAAGUCUAUAUGAGCAUUCUGACCUGAGUUCAGAAAGCUCUCAUGGCAUGAA